Trichoplusia ni (cabbage looper) is the source of this 4349-nucleotide messenger RNA. RefSeq names its product nicalin-1. The transcript is spliced from 10 exons. NCBI's taxonomy places the organism in Eukaryota, Metazoa, Arthropoda, Insecta, Lepidoptera, Noctuidae. The record is from RefSeq and is a predicted model, not a curated record. Gene Ontology annotation, cellular component: endoplasmic reticulum membrane. The coding region runs from base 134 to 1786 and encodes 550 amino acids. Gene Ontology annotation, biological process: regulation of signal transduction.
GUCACUAUUGUCACGCAAAUGGAAUGUCAUUGACCGACUUAUCACACGUAGGGUUUCUAAUUGGAUUAUGGUUAUAACAAAAAGUCGGUUUUCGUGCUAAUUUUGUUAACUGAAAAUAUAAUUAGUCACCAAUAUGUGGCUAGACGAGGCGGACGGCUUUGCCGAGAUUUUUAAGGGCUACUUGCCUUACUAUUUGCUUGUAGCUCUACCUAUUUUUAUCAUUAUGUCCCCUGUGAACCCGGUCGCUGCUUCUCAUGAGUUUUCCGUGUAUAGAAUGCAACACUACGACCUGCACACCGUGCCCCAUGGAUGCCGCAGUGCCAGUUUCAACUUGGAAGGUCGCUCCCUGACAUCAUGGAGCACAUCCCGCCACUGUGUGGUUGCCCGUGUCCAAGACAUCAGCAUUGAACAGUUCAUGGAGAUCCGGAGCAAAGCUGGAGCUUUACUCCUAGUGCUGCCAAAGAAUGACACUGUUUUGACACCUGAGGAGAAAGAGCACAUCCAACUCCUGGAGAUGGCUAUGAUCCAGCAGGAAGUCAACGCACCUGUCUACUUUGCCCGCUGGACUCCAGACUUUGAGGAUAUUCUACGGGACCUGCAGCAUAGCUUCAUCACUGAUGAUAAGUCUGGAACUGCUCUAGAAGCCAUGUUAAACACUGUUUCCUCGAAUGGAUAUCAGAUUGUGGUAUCAGCCUCUACUCCUCAGAAGUUAGACUCCAAGCCGGUGACCCUGCACGGCAAGCUGGCGGGACGCUCGGGCUCCGCGCAGACCAUCGUCAUUGCAGCACACUACGAUUCUUCCGCAGUAGCACCUGAACUAUCUCAAGGCGCGGACUCCAACGCGUCAGGCGCAGUCGCAGUACUAGAGCUAGCUCGUAUCUUCUCCCGGCUGUACUCGACCGCGGCGGUGCGAGGCGGGCCCUCUAUACUAUUCGCGUUAACUUCUAUCGGACACUCCCUCAACUACUUCUCAGCUAAGAAGUGGUUAGAAGAACAGCUUGAUUCUACUGAUGCUUCAUUGCUGCAGGACGUAUCUUUCGUAAUGUGCCUGGACUCCAUAUCAUCAUCUCCAUCUAUGACGAUGCACGUCUCGAAGCCGCCGAAGCCGGGCGGUGCGGCCCACUCCAUCAAGUCGCGGCUGGGAGUCUCCAUCAACCACAAGAAGAUCAACCUCGCUGAUGAGCUACUUGCCUGGCAACACGAACGGUUUAGUAUUAGAAGGAUGACUGCGUUCACGCUUAGCUCUUUGCAGAGCCACAAAGACCCAUCUCGUAGUACAGUCCUAGACACUCCCUCAGAGGCUGCUAUCAGGAACCUAGUCCAGAAUAUAGCGACAACUGCGCGAGCACUCGCCUCACACGUAUACAACCUCACUGAUGAAAUCAAUGAUGAAGACGCCGCUUUGUAUGACGAUGCACUGGGCGUAGACGAAGCGUCUGUGAGACUUUGGUACAAAUAUUUAUCGUCGCAGGCGAGAGCACCACAGAUUGUCACCACAUCACCACCCACUGCUGGUGUGACAGGCGCCCUGGAGCGCGCCCUGUCCCGCUACAUGGACGUGACGGUGAGCGCGCACGCCGUGGACAAGCGCGAGCCGGAGUACACACUGUACGGACCCACCAAGGCAUCGCUGUUCGUAUACAGUGUAAAACCAGCGGUAUUCGACUUGAUACUGACGCUCGCGAUCGUCGCGUACCUCUCGGUCGUUUACUUCGCGAUACAACUGUUCCCGCGCUUCUACGAGGAGUAUGCUAAGCUAGUCACCGGGAAAGCCAAAGUACACUAGUUUAGUUAACGUGGUGUGUACUGUUGAAUCGGUGAGGAAAUGUAUAGGAUGAUGUUUAGGAGUUUUGGGUGUACAGUAUGUUGUUUGAAAACGGUAUCUAUAAAUUUAAAUUUCGGUGUAAAAGAUUGUUUCAUUGAACUAGAGUUGUGUAUAAGCUUGAAUGUGCUGUGGAAAUUGGAGUGUUAAUUUUGUGAUGAGUUAAGUAAUAAAUCGGUAAAAUGAGUGUUAACGCUAGAUACUAUGAAUAACGUAGAGUAGAGGCAUUAGCUAGACUAAAAACUGACUAAAAAAAGGUUCCUAACUUAGAAAGAACAUAAUCUUUUUUGUACAACAGCUUAACUUCAAAACACUUGUUCACCUUUAGGCAUUUAAAUAUGAAUGCUAUAUUAUAAUCAACUAGCGAUGAUCCGCCCCGUCUUCGCAGGGGUGCAAUGCUAAUAUACACUACAGAAUUUCUUUAAAGUUCUUUAUUUAGAUAAGGAUUAUAAAUAGCGUUUUCACAACAUACUGUAUAUAAGUGCGAGACGAUCAGUGUUAUACAUUGACGCCGAAGUAAGCUUCCGAAAUAUUGUUGACUGUACAUUUCAUUGCCACAGCAUUUAAUCUUAAUGAUUAUUAAUGUCAUCCUCAUUGAUAACAUUGCCUCAUAAAACAUGAAAAUGUUAAUAAAAUACACUUUUGCGUACUACCUACUAAUGGUAAAAAGUUUAAUUUUAACCUUUAAUUUUGUUUAUUUCAUAAAACGGUCUAUUCGGAAACUUUUAUUUCGGUUCCAAUUCUAGUUACAUUGGAUUACAUUACUUAAAAGAUGUAACGGUUUAACUAGGCGUAUUUAUCGGGAUUGCCCGACCAGUUUCGGACCCAACCGUAGUCAUUAAUCAUGAGCUGAGAGUUUCGACAGAAUCGGGUCUCGCAAAAUGAUUUAGCAUUCCCAAUGUAUAUGCUUGAGUUGGCCGUUGCGUCAUUUUAGUACGAAUUAUUCGCGAAAUCUAGUUUUCUUAUAUCGGAGAUUCAUAAUAACCUAAGGAAAGUAAAAUAUAUAUUUUUCUGUUAAUAAGUAGGACGUGAAAGUGUAUUUAACGUGAAUAAACUGUUACCACAUCUCUUAAACACACCACAGAGAGUCAAUAUUAGAUUUUUAAGUGUUGAACAAUUUGAUUUACAUAUUAAGUCGUAAGUUUUCACAAAUAAUUUAUAAAAUGGAUUCAUUUUCUUAUUUGUUUUAUUUAUAAAUUUAAAUAAUUAAUAGCAGUCUAUAUUGUUACUUAAUGACUAUAUUAGAAUAUUGUUGAUCAGGUCUUGAAAUAAAUUGGAAUAAUAAUUAAAAUAAGUUUGUCUGAAUGAUCUUGAUUGACAAUAUAUUUAAUAUCUGUUGUCAUUAUCCUCAUAAAUAAAAGAGUUGUUUAUAUUAAAAUAACAUCAAAUUAUCAAGAAAAUUAUAUCAUGAAUAGAGAAUAAGAUUGAAAGCAAUAUUUCCAUGUUUUAUAAAUUAAGAAUAAUUGUGUAUAACUUAUUGAAAAAGUGCAGAUUAUAUCUCAACUUAGUAUUAUUCCGUUUUUUCUUAAUGGUCGCAUUAUGCCAAAUUAUUUUAAAUUAAUUUAUUGUUUCUUUUUAUUCAAAUUUGACAGCUGUCAAGUGUCAAUUCGUGUUUUAUUGCCAGCCUAAUUGAUUUUAUAAUCCCAGUUUAUAUAUUUUAAAGGAAUAAUAUAGUGUUUAAAAGACAAUGCAUGUCCAAAACAGUGAGAAGAAUAAUUUUAUGAAUUAUAUCGUCAUACCGGUGUGGCCAGCAGAAAAUAUUGUUUUAAUCUUGCUCACUUUUUAAAGGAUAGUUUUAUUAUAAAUACAUAUUUAUGUAUUACAGUGGUUUUGUUGGCCGUCCUUGAAGCUUGUUCCUUAAUGUAUCUGUGCUAAAUAUUUCAAUUUGAAAUAAAUUUUAUGAAUUUUUGUUUGGUGUUCACUUGAAUAUAGCAAUUAGGUACUAUAUAUAUAUACACAAAUGUAGAUUUUAAUAUGUUUGUGCGUAUAUUAUACAUAGAUAUAUGUACUUUGAUUUUAAUAUUUCUGGUACUUUUGUUCAUGUAUAAAGUGGAAACUUAUUUAGUGAACACCAAUCAAAUCCCAAUAUUAUGUGAUAAAUAUAUUGUUUUAUUUAUGUAUUUAGAUUUUCCAUUUAGUUUUAAUUAGGCUUAGCUUGGUCCUGUUGGUUUUGGGUGCGUCUAAAAUUGAUGGUUCUUGGAUACAGAUGAUAAAACUUUCUGAUGUGGUUGGGUAAAAAUUAGGCAGAUUAAAAUACAAUGCAAAAAGAUCUCUUCUCAUAGAUUAUAUCCCACGCCUGGGCAAAAGCAUUUACUAUGUAGGGAAAAAGUUUAAAAAAUACUUUCCAUGUUGCAAGUUACCUUUAAUAUUCAGAUUAAAUUUAAUAUAACUCAAAAACUACUAUUUUUCAAGUUUAGUAGGAUUUUCACGUUUUAUCUUGUAUCCUUAAUUUAUUAAUGGUGGAUAGUUUGAACAAAAUUUUGUAUGCUAUUGAAUGCAUGGAUUUGAAUAAACUUUUGUUUCAGAA